Molecule: messenger RNA, 2503 nt
Organism: Physcomitrium patens
Lineage: Eukaryota; Viridiplantae; Streptophyta; Bryopsida; Funariales; Funariaceae
Source: RefSeq, a predicted model, not a curated record
GAUACCUUUUCACCAUCUGAUGAGGAUUAUGGCUGUCGGGCUGCGGGUAAGUGACUGAAGUGGAAGGGCGCUCGCACAGUGUGCUUGGGGCAUGGGGAUCGAUACCCUACUUCUCCACAGCUUUUAGAAUUCUGUUUGGAACCGUCGUUGUGUCCGUUGCGAGGAGGGAAUCAAAGAUGAAACCCAGAGUUUAAUUCAGGGUCGCCUCGCGUCUCACCGAUGCAGAUAAGCUCAUGAGUAUUCCCGCGGAACGCUCCAAGUUCAAGUGACAUACACCGGAUCGGUUCCCAUAUAGGUGUAUAGAACAGCAUAGCACUUGUGCAGAGCCCUUAUAGACAAAAAAAACAACAUCGCAUUAAUCGAGACAGCGAGGAGGAUCUUCACUGGCACUGAUGAGGAGGAGGAGGAGAAGAAGAAGAAGAAGGGCAGCCGAAUUCUCCGACUCAUCCAUUGCCACCUGAUUCCCGAUCGUCACUGUAAUCGCCAAUUGUGCUUGUCUUCUCGUGUGUAGUGUUUGUGUAUGUUUGUGUGUGUGUGUGUGUGUUUUAUUUUGUCCCUGUUGGCCCAGUAGGACGGGUGCAUCCUGACUCAGGUGGAUUGAGAAUCCAUUGCGAUCAUUCAAUCCCAUUUCUCUCUUUGCCGCUCACACUUGGACGAGGGGAUGGAUGGCUUCCUGUGGUGCUUUGCAGCAGCUGGAGUGGGUGAUCACGCACACCAGUCUCGCUGGAUUAAAGAGUGCAUGCGGGAGUGAGGCGGGCUUUGGGGAGCUUUGAAGCAGAAGACGAGUUACCACCUCACCUACGUAUCAGAGCUCGGCGUACCCAGCUUCUGGCCAGCGUUUUCUCCUUCUGCAACGGGAACUGGAUGUAUACUCCUGUCUUUCAAUUGAAACUUUUUCUUCGUCCAGCAUGGUAUAGCCGAAGGUUUGGCACAAGAAUAUAGUUCCUAGAGGUUUAUCAGUGGUGCGGCGUAAUCAAUGGAACUAGCUUGUACGAACCUUGCUCGCAGUCAUCUUCCGCAUUCGCCCAUCUCAUCGAACCUUUGCAGUGGUUUGUGCAAUGCACGAAUCUUGUCUGUGACUUUGUCUUCAAGAGCGUCUUUGCCACUCUCAUCAUCUGCCGUGGCUACAUCGGUGCAGACUUUCCACGUAGGCAAGUAUGUCUUUCCUGUUAGCAGCUGCUCCCCAAGGCCUGAAUGCGAGCUUAACCAAGGCUUGAAUGGGAGAAGGAUUGAAUGAUGGUGAUAAUGAGUUUGGCGCUGAAGGAGAAGAUGAGAGGAAUGAUGUCUCCAGUGAUCUCCCCCAGGAAAAUGGUACUAACAAUGAUUUUCCAAGUCCCCGAUCAGACCAAACAGUCGUUAGAGCGGGUUCACUGGAGUCUGAGCUGUUCAUAUACACGGGUCGGAUGAGAGCUCUACAUAUCUUCAGGGCAGAAGAGUCAAAGGCUGACGAAGAGAUCAACUUAAUCCGGGCUGCGACUUUUGUGGGUCAGCAUGCCUUGCUGAUUGUUCUUUUAUUAAUGAGGGAGAUUAUCUGCUUCUAGGAAUCAGGUACCCAAGAAUCAGUGCCGAAGAAGUCGAAACUCAGAUGGAUGAGAUGGCUGCUGCACUUGAACCUCAGCUACCGUCUACUGGUGGGCGGUACACAAUGCGAAUGAUCAAUACCAUCAAUAAGUACCUUUAUCAUGAACUAGGAUACAAGGGUGAAAUAAACUACCUUGAUCCUGAUAAUUCAUGUAUAAACAUGGUGUUAGAGAGCCGAGAAGGAUUACCGCUUACAAUGUCUUUGGUGUACAUGGAACUUGCUUAACGUGUGGGUUUACUAAUGCGAGGGGUGAAUUUACCUGCACAUUUCAUGUGUCGCUCAAUUGGUGAUGGUCUGAAGUUCCUCAUCGAUGCACACGCAGAUGGCAAGAUCACUUUCCUGCAGGACGCUGAAGAGAGGUUAUCUGUAGUUUAUGGUGUGCUGGUGGAGAUCAAUCCUGAAUUCUUGAAGCACACAUCCAUCACUAAUCGAGUCUUCUUGCUACGCCUUCUAUCGAACUUGAAACGAAUGUAUUUUGAACGGAAAGAUCCCGUCAGCACACUAUGCAUCAUUGUUUACCUAAGAUUUUGCGACCAGGUGUCAUUCAAGAGGGAUUAUGGAAUAUGCUUGUAUCUUUUAAACCGUUUCUCAGAAGCAAUACCUUGUCUUGAUGCUUCAGGAAGCGCCUAUUGCAACCGACGCAGAGUCUAUGAGGUUACUUCUCACAAAAAUGCGACGAAACAAAUUGUCUUGAGGAAACGAUACUUUCUGGAAUAAUUCAGGUCGGAUCUGAAGACAUGUGGAUAGAGGUGGCUGAACUGUACAUUGCAGUUGAGCCAUCCCUGUAUAUUCAAGAUCAUAAAUCUGAAUUACAGUUUCUAAAACAGGUCUUUAUGUGGUCUCCAAGCACGAUGAUUUAUUCUGCUAUUCUUUGUUAUCUCGAGUCGUGCAAGUGCAAUGGAUAUUGGUUUUACAGUUGAA